AUGAGGUGGAACCUAAGGGAGAAAGCGCAGUGCCAAGACCUGGGCGCCACGGACAAUCUCAACCGGAAGAAGGCACGUCCCCUCUUCCAGGCCACGUCCCUCGUCCUCUUCCACCAGACGAGACUCGCGCAGGCCCAUAUUCCAAGGUCUUUCAUUGGCCCAACAUUGCGGUCCCGCAGGUUCUGGACCCUCCAAGAGCAGCUUGCUUUCCUCACGAGCCGAGGCGACCCGUUUCACGCUCCMGAGAAGCAGAGGGGAAAUGGGACAUGGMUAGUGACAGARUUCGUGCUGGUGGGAUUCUCCAACCUUCCGCACCUGAGGACCACACUCUUCGCGUUGUUCCUCCUCACCUACCUGGUCACCCUCAGUGGCAACGUCACCAUCAUCACCAUCAUCCAUGUGGAUCGAACGCUCCACACACCCAUGUACCGCUUCCUGGCGGUGCUGUCCCUCUCUGAGACCUGUUACACGCUGGUCACCAUCCCCAACAUGCUGGCCCACCUGCUGAUGGAGAGCCAGGCCAUCUCCAUCUCGGGCUGUCGGGCUCAGAUGUUCUUCUUCCUGGKYYUKGGWUGYARCMACUGCUUCCUCCUUACCCUGAUGGGUUACGACCGGUACGUGGCCAUCUGUCAUCCCCUGCGCUACUCAGUGAUCAUGAGACCCACCGUUUGCCUCUGCCUGGGAGCCUUGGUUUUCUGCUCUGGGUUCUCGGUGGCCUUGRUCGAGACCUGCAUGAUCUUCUCCUCGCCCUUCUGCCGCGGAGGCCGCGUGGAGCACUUCUUCUGCGACAUCGCCCCGGUGCUGCAGCUCAGCUGCGCAGACAGUGCGCACAGGGCGCUGGGCAUCUUCUUCCUGAGCGUGCUGGUGGUGCUCUUCUCCUUCCUCCUCAUCCUCCUGUCCUACGCCUUCAUCGUGGCGGCCAUCCUGCGGAUCCGCUCGGCCGCCGGCCGGCGCAGAGCCUUCUCCACCUGCGCCGCGCACCUCACGGUGGUCGUGGUGCAUUUUGGCUGCGCCUCCAUCAUCUACCUGCGGCCCGACUCUGGGGCGAACCCCGCCCGGGACCGCCUGGUGGCUGUGUUCUACACGGUGGUGACGCCGCUGCUCAACCCCGUGGUGUACACUCUGCGCAACAAGGAGGUGAGGGUGGCGCUGAAGAGGAGCCUGGAGCGCAGCGGCGGGCUUUCAAGAUGA
Molecule: messenger RNA, 1191 nt
Organism: Urocitellus parryii (Arctic ground squirrel)
Lineage: Eukaryota; Metazoa; Chordata; Mammalia; Rodentia; Sciuridae
Source: RefSeq, a predicted model, not a curated record